This is a messenger RNA of Spodoptera exigua (beet armyworm), 1475 nucleotides long. NCBI's taxonomy places the organism in Eukaryota, Metazoa, Arthropoda, Insecta, Lepidoptera, Noctuidae. The record is from the annotation of a GenBank genome assembly.
GUAUAAUCUAUGGUUUAGUCUAUGCUCUAUGGACUUCCUCGAGCUAUUUUUUAGCCGAUUUAUGAUUUUCUGUUGUGCGGUGCCUUAUGUGAAAUAAUAAAAGGAAUUUAAGAGUUAUUUUGUUAAUUAAAAUUCCCCGAGCAAAACUUGAAAAAUGGAAGGAGAUAAAUCGGAUAACCCUAAGUCAUAUUCUGGAAUCCCAGAAGCAGUAUUUGUUGAUAAUGUAGACGAAUUUAUGAACAAGCCAGAAAAUGCUGGUGGUGUGGACAAAGUUUUAAAGAGUCUAGAUGAGCAACAUGCAAAAUAUAAACACAUGGAAAUGUCACUGGCAACAAAACGAAGGCGACUUAGGCAACAGAUACCUGAUCUAGCUCGUUCUCUGGAAAUGAUUGAAAAACUUAAAACCCAAAAAGAGGAAAUGCAAACAGAGUUUCUACUCAGUGAUCAAGUAUUUGUGAAGGCAAAUGUACCACCAACUGAAAAGGUAUACUUGUGGCUUGGCGCUAAUGUAAUGUUAGAAUAUACUCUAGAAGAUGCAGAGAAUCUUCUAUCAUCAAAUAUGGCUACUGCUAAGAAGAAUCUAGCGUGUGUUGAGCAUGAUUUAGAUUUCUUAAGAGAUCAAUGGACAACAACAGAAGUAAAUAUGGCAAGAGUUUACAACUGGGAUGUGAAGAGGCGCCAAGCUGCCAAAGCAUCCAGUUAAUUAAUGUUUUACAAUAACACCAGUACACCUAUAGCAUUUUGCACUCAAUAAUUUAUAUUGUAAUGUAUUAAAUUUCUGAUAUAUUUUGAAUGUUUCUGAUAUAAAAGGCCACUCAUACUGUCUUCCUUUGCUAUGUAUCCACUGUGUGAAAUAAUAAUAAUAUCUAAACAUUGUGUUUAGGAUAGGUAUUGCUUUAAAAAUUCUUCUUUACACUAACAUUAAAAUAUGCAAAUGUUUAAAUACAACCAACAAAAUGAGAUAUUUUUCUAUAUCUAUAAUGGAUCAAAAGUUUUCAUCAAAUUAGCUAAUAUGGCAUUGUCAACAAUUUGUGGAGAUAUAUGGAAAUAUUUCUUAUGUUUGUUAAAACAUAUUUGCUUACCUUGGAAAGAUUUUGAUGAACAAAACAUGUCCAUAUUAAUGUAUGUAGUUACUAGGCUGCUCAACAUCUUUUACACUGCUAUUACAUUAAAAUGUUUUUUUACAUAUCCUUUGCCUUAUGCUUCAGAUAGUCUAAUAUUUGCUAUUUUUACCCAAGAGUUGAACUGUCAUAUUUAUUUUUGGUAUUGAAAAAAUGUGUUGUUUUGUCUUAGAGAGAAGGUAGUGAAUACCAUAAAAUUGCAAAGUUCAACAAUGUUUAACUAAUUGAGCCUAAAUAUUAUAGACAGGGCAUUAUUCCGUGUUUCACAUGCAAUAAGCUCGUAUUUGUUUUCUAAGUUUGUAUAUAAAACAUCUAAUGUUAGAUUACUUCAAAUAAAAAGAUAACUGCUUUUGA